AUGUCAACGCCUUCGCCUUCAUGUAGAGAGGUUCGCGUAGCCAUUGUGGGCUCUGGCCUUACAGGUCUUGUCGCUACCUACCUCCUCACCGCCCACCACCCACUCUCGACCUCCACGCCAGUCAACCUCAGCGUUGAGAUCUUUGAGCGAGCUGCCACGCUUGGAAUGGACAGCGCCAGCAUCUCGGUGCCCUUGCCUCUGACACCGUCAUGUACACCUGCAUCGCUUCCAACUUGCUCGCAUAGUGCACACCAAAACCCUCGUGGCGACAACGCUACUUGGCAGCUACGCUCGCGCAAGCGGCCUACGCCGAUGAUCGCUGAUCCUCACUCGAGUCAACCGCACUCGUUGCGCAUCGACGUCCCCAUGCGUGCCUUCACUGCCGGAUACUAUCCCCAGCUUCUGGCUCUCUAUCGCCAUCUGGCAAUCACGACCAAAAAGACCAACUUUACCUACUCGUUUGCUGCUUUACUACCCUCUACCGUUGCCACAUCUUCGUCGGCUUCGUCCUCAUCAUCCUCAUCGUCUCACAGCAUCGACCCGUCUGCGCCGACCAGCACGUGCGCCCCAUCUCCCACCGUCCUGUACAACGGCGCAAACGGCCUGCGUGGGGUCGGCAUUCCUGCUGAUCUUGGCCGUCUGCGCAUAUCGAGUCCAGUCAGACUCUCGAGCAUCUUGGACCACAUUGAUCGGCUGCGUGCAUACUUUGCUUCACUCCUCUUGCUCGUCCUUGGCUAUCUGCAGCUGCUCGUCGUUGCACUUUGGCAUCACUACCUCGGUCACACUUGCGAUGAUGCGCAUCCGCUGCGCACUUAUACCCUCGGCGACCUCGUCGUCAACCCUUUUCCCGUUCGAUCGCCAUCUCCAUUGCCAUCACCCAAACACGCUCGUCCGGCGUUGCGAGCGCGACUCGGCCACUUGAUCGAGACCGCAGCGGAGCAC
Molecule: messenger RNA, 942 nt
Organism: Mycosarcoma maydis (corn smut)
Lineage: Eukaryota; Fungi; Basidiomycota; Ustilaginomycetes; Ustilaginales
Exons: 1
Source: RefSeq, a predicted model, not a curated record